This is a messenger RNA of Rhagoletis zephyria (snowberry fruit fly), 3510 nucleotides long. RefSeq names its product regular (gene rgr). NCBI's taxonomy places the organism in Eukaryota, Metazoa, Arthropoda, Insecta, Diptera, Tephritidae. Gene Ontology annotation, cellular component: nucleus. Gene Ontology annotation, biological process: regulation of gene expression. The record is from RefSeq and is a predicted model, not a curated record.
UGUGCAGAAAAUGAUGUACCCAGUCACCCAGGAUUACGCAAAAACUUAAUAGCAUUGCCGAUAAGCGCGUCGAAAGCGCAAGGUUGCGAAAAGCCUUUGGUCAACGAGAAUGAGCACAGUACUGAAGUCAUCUUCUACCUGCUGGAGGCCUACAAAAAGCACGAAAAACUCUGGAAUCCCAAUCAUCCACAAUAUAAAUACAAUGCCAAUCGCAAGAUGUUCCAAGAACUAUCGCAUCCACUGUUGCGUGACAUGAAUUACUCAUUGGACGGCUCGGAGAUCUAUGCGAUCAUUAAGAGUUUGCGUUCACGCUAUCGACUUGAGUUGGCCAAAGCACGCGAACGUAAGGGAAAGUACAAAACACGCUUUAAAUAUUUUGAGAAAAUGGAAUUCUUGCGAGAUGUUAUUGAGAAUAAGCGUGCGGCACGCAAAGUUAAGAAACACCUUGACUGCUCAGCAUCUGAAAAGUCUUUGGAUGAAGACUGUACAGAAACGACACGUUCCACGCAUAACCAUGCCGUACUUACUUACCUCUUGGAUGCCUUUAGAGGGCAGGAAGCGCUCUGGAAUCCACAGCAUCCGGAUUAUUUGCUAUGUAAUAAGAAUGAACUGAUGCGUGAAAUCUCAAUACAAUUGUUGUUGGAGAAGAACGUUAGCAUGUCGGCGGACGAUUGCUUUACAGAGAUACAAAAAUUGCGCACGCGCUAUCGUCGAGAGUUGCGAAUCGUACACGAACACAAAGGGCUGUAUGCGCCCAAAUUGUGGUGCUUUGAACAGAUGGAAUUUCUGCAGAAAAUAUUCGAGGAUCAGCUGCUUGAUCGGCUAAAAAAGCGCAGAGGUGUGAUCGCUUGCAAACCCAAAACGCAGUACUUAAAAGCUAAAUCUAUAGACUUCAAGAGCACCGAUGACCAUCUAACUUUCAUCGAAAUCUACAAAAGUUAUUCCGCACUCUGGGAUGUCGAUCAUCCCGACUACCGUUCGACCACCUAUCGCAAUGAAGAACUCAAUCAAAUGCUAGAGGAAGUUAAUCUAAUGCUGGGCAUUAAUAGCACAUUGGAAGAACUGCAAAAAACUUUAUAUGAGCUGCGAAAAGAGUUUUCAGCAGAAAAGCAUAAGCGGCUGAUCGAAACGAGCGAUACAGCGACAUCAUUGCCAUCACUACCUUCACCGUCAAUUAUACAAACGAAGUUAAUAGAAUUUCUCGAUUUGAAUUUGGGUCCAUUUCGUUGUGGUGUUUGCGCUGAACUUAUAAAAACCUCUGAUCAGUAUAAAAUUCAUAUGUCCGGACAUGAUGGCAUGCAACCGUUUAUUUGUACGCUUUGCGGCAAGGGUUUUCAAAUACCAGGCAAUCUCACAAUUCAUAUACGACGACACAAGGGCGACUUUCCGUAUUCGUGUGAAGUGUGUGAUAAGAAAUUUGCUACAUCCACGGAGGUUGCGAUUCACAUGCGAAGUCAUACAGGUGAGCGCCCCUAUAUCUGUGAGCUGUGUGACAAAUCCUUUAAAACCUGGUCAUUCUACGAUACUCACCGCCGUGCCCACCUAAAACAAUCCAAUUUCCUUUGUCCCAUCUGUGACAAGGCCUUCUAUGAGCGCAACCGUUAUACGGAUCACAUGAAUGGCCAUUUAAAUAUCCGAAAACAUGUCUGUGAUGUUUGUGGCAAGGCAUUUACAACGUUUGCCAACCUAAAGAAGCACACCGAAUUACAUUUGCCAGUGAAGAAGUAUAAAUGUGAUAUUUGUGGUCAAAGGUUUGCACAAUUUGCCAGUGUACGUUGGCACAAACGUAAGAUGCAUGCGCAAACGCAGGAACAACUCGAACAGAUGGAGCAGUAAAGGGCGAAUACUUAAAAAAGAAAGGAAUUUCUUCGAAAUAUUUUAGCUUUACUGAAACCAUGUUUUAUUUAUUUUCAUAUUAAUAUUUAUAUAGAACUAUAUAUUGUAGUUAUGGCUAGUAAUUUAUUCGUUCGUAAGUAUAAUCUUUUAAUUAGAAAUUUGCCAGUAUAUUAACAUGUAUGUGAAAAUACAUAUCGCUAAGUUACGAGUGAAAUUUUGCUAAGUCCACCUAAAAAAAAUCAUAUUUGCAUAUAGGAAGCAAGACAAAUUAAAAUUGCAUCGUUUCCAAAAGAAUUAAGGUACUUGUUUUAUUUCUUUCCUUUUACAUUCAAUGAAAGGCAAAUUUUCUAAGUCUAAAAGAGGGCACAGAAAAUUCGGUAAGGCCAAACAAAACGAAAUCUUUUCAUUAACACCGAAUCCUUCUGAUACGUACGGAGUUUUGCUUUGCUUUAAACACACAACAUUUUGGUAUACAUAUGAAGUUCUUCCUUUCCUGUAAAAUUUGUAAAAAUGGACUUAGCAGCUUUUCGUUCUUAACUAGCGAUAUACCGAGUGUCCUAGACCACCUGUUCACUCCUUCUAAAAUGGAGCAAAUUUUUUUUAAUUGAAAACGCAAAGAUGUAAGUUACCGGUUUCGACCGGAAGUGGGUUAAACAGAGCACAAGUCCAUUCUUUUAAACUGGACAUAUGAACAUGCUUUUACCGCAGAUUCGGAUACUGUCGAAAGUUUCUGACAAAAGUUACGUAUUUUAUCCGGUCGAAAUUGGAAGUCGGUAAUAUGACGAAAAUAUAGAGCAUCCCCGAUUUGGUCAUUCAUAUAUUUUCGUUUUCCAAUAAAAACAUUUUGCUCCAUUUUAGCAUUCCAAGACGAGUUAAAGCUCGAAGGUCAUUUAGAGGUGAAAAAGGCACUUUAAAGAAAAAAGUUUCAAACAACAGUUACAUAAUUUUGCCCGCUGAAUCCGAUUCCGUGGUAAAAGCAUGUACGUCCCAUUUAAAAUAAUAGACUCUCGUUGGAAAUUGGAAGUCGUCCAUACGACCAAACGAUAGAGCAUCCCUGACUUGGUCAUUCAUAUUUUUGCGUUUCCAAUAAAAAGCAUUUUCCACCAUUUUAGAAGGUUUGGACGUUUGCUCUAGUACACCAGGUAUAGGUAGUUAUUAUUGUAUUUUGUAGGUUACAUAAAAAUAAACAAUUACAAGUAUUAUGCACACAAUCAAUUUUGAAGUGCCUUUAGUGGUAUUUAACUAGACCGACAUAGGCUGCCAUCACAUUUCAAUAAUUGUUGAUGAGUGUCCUCUACUACAAGUUUAGAUGUUUAUUCGCACUACAAACAUACAUAAAUUAAAAUGUAAUAACUUCACUUGCACUUGCGCACGUUUAUCUCGUUAACUAGUGAUGUUACUAGCUUUUAAAAUGCCAUACUCACAAACACCAUAAACAAUUUGAACAAGCACUUAAUUCGUACAUACAUACAUGCAUAUGUAUGUACUUACUCUACCCACGUUGCUAUUUGUAAGUAUGUAUGCACAUCCGAGUCUUUUCUGAAUGUAACAUGUUUGUAUGCAUUUAGUUUGUAAAUGAGAAUUAUUUAUCAACACUUGGAAGUCGAUUGUAGUGGCACGUAAUGUUUUUGUUAUAAAGAAAUCAUUGUGGCUGCGUAGUUCUUUAAAUUAUUA